Ziziphus jujuba (common jujube) is the source of this 1550-nucleotide messenger RNA. RefSeq lists its product as uncharacterized. The transcript has a single exon. NCBI's taxonomy places the organism in Eukaryota, Viridiplantae, Streptophyta, Magnoliopsida, Rosales, Rhamnaceae. The record is from RefSeq and is a predicted model, not a curated record. Bases 499 to 1431 code for a protein of 310 amino acids.
CCUUCUCAUAUGCAUGUUUUUUAAUCUUUCACAUCAAAAACAAACCUUUCUUUUGAAAAUAUACCAAAUGCCACAAUUUUCUUCCCUGCUAAUUGUUACUUUGCAACACAAACAUCAAAUUUUCAUGGUGGCUGACGAAUUUCGGGCCGGAGUUUUUCAUUCUCAAUAAUUGUUCUCUCCAUAUUUUCUUCACAGAAAAAAAAAAAAAAAAAGUACCAAAAAUUUUUAGUCUUAUUGAAAAUUUUCAAGGGGUCUUUUUCAGGUAAUAUGAAGCCUUUUUUGCGAUUUUUCUUUUUUUGAUCAAAGAAUUUUGUUUGUUCAAACUAGUUAUAUAGCAAAUGGAGAUAGUGUAAAAAAACUCAGAAUUUGCAAUAUUGUUUUAUUGCAUAAAAAAAAAAAAAAAAAUACUUGUCCCCUCUCUCUCUUUCCCUUCCUUUUGGUUACCAAGAAAGAGGUUUCCAGGAAAAGAAAAAAAUAUAUUUGUUACAACAAAAAACAAUGGCUUUUACUCGUGCUAUGAGAUCUCAUUCUCUAAACCAGCCAUCACCUGUAGCAGAGAAAAUUUCAGGGGAUCCAAUCACAUCGAAAACAGCUCAGAGCACCGUAACAUGCGUUUACACCGUUAGUAUCGCCGGAUUCUUUCGAAAGGUGACGGUCUUAUGGUGUAAGAACCUCAUGAAUCAUUCUCUAAGUAUCUCCUUCCAUAGCUUAGAAGGUGAGUUCCAUAACUCAUGCAAGAUUGAUCUUAAACCAUGGCAUUUCUGGAGCAAAAAAGGGUAUAAAUCCAUUGAAGUUGACGGAAACCAUGUAGAAGUUUUCUGGGAUGUUCGUUCUGCUAAAUUUUCGAAUUGUCCCGAACCAUGUUCCGAUUUCUACGUAGCUCUUGUUUGUGAUGAAGAGGUUGUUCUUUUGUUGGGAGAUUACAAGAAAAAAGCUUACAAAAGAACAAAAUCAAGACCGGCUCUUGUGGACCCUAUUCUGUUCUACAAAAAAGAAAACGUGUUCGCCAAGAAAUGUUUUUCAACCAGAGCUAGAUUCGAUUUAGAAAGGAGAAAAGAGCAUGACAUUGUUGUUGAAAGCUCAACUUCGGGGCCUAAAGAUCCCGAAAUGUGGAUCAGCGUAGAUGGUCUUGUUCUAAUUCAUAUCAAGAAUCUUCAAUGGAAGUUCAGAGGGAAUCAAACUGUGAUGGUGAAUAAGCAACCCGUUCAAGUUUUCUGGGAUGUUCAUGAUUGGCUUUUUAGUACUCCGGGGACUGGACACGGUUUCUUUAUAUUCAAACCGGGGUCGCCGGAGGGGGAGAGCGAUAAGGAAGGAAGUGGAAAUGGCGGUAUGGAUAGUGAUACAGGAAGUGCUUAUUAUUCAACCAGAAGCAACUCUAAUGGUACUUCUCAGGAUUUCUGUCUUUUUCUUCAUUGUUGGAAGCUUGAGUGAAAAAGAGAAAUAUAUAUAUAUAUAUAUAUAUUGAAGGCUUUUUUGUACGAAUGAAUGAAUGCAAUUCAAUGCAUGUAAGGCCUAUGAAAAUUGUAAAGAUUAAUUGUAAGUAAAUUUGU